UUAUUUGUUUUAUCUUCAAAAAUUUUUGAUCAGCUGUUAUUUUUAAUUCAAACGAAAGGUUACUACAAAGCUGAAAACUCUAAAACUCAUUUUGACAGUGUCAAAAAUUCAUCAUACUUGUCAGUUCCGAAAAAAACUCGCAAAAAUUAUACUCGUCACACUUACAUUUUUUUGUUUCAAUAAAUAUUUCCUUACAAAGAAUUUUAGAUAAUUCUUUCUUAAACUCGAAUAGCCAUGUCUACAACACACAGACAUCGCUAUAAAAAUGUUGGUCUGGAUUCAAGUGAAAUGCGUCGCCGACGGGAGGAGGAGGGCAUUCAAUUAAGGAAACAAAAACGUGAGCAGCAAUUAAUAAAGCGGCGUAACGUUGUGCUUGAUCCACCAGGAAUAGGUUUCAUGGAUAACGAGGUUAUGCAGGAAUCGGAUAUUGCUAAUUCUCAUGAACAUUCUGAAGAUCUACUUUUGCAUUAUGAGCAUGAAGAACAAAAUCAAAUAAACUUGAAUUCCAUUAUUAAAAAAGAUAUGAUUGAUCAAUUAUACAGCGAUAAAGAAAACGAACAGUUGGAAGCAACGCAAAAGUUUCGCAAACUUUUAUCGCGCGAUCCAAAUCCACCAAUAGAGGAAGUGAUACAGAAAGGCAUUGUGCCACGUUUUGUAUAUUUUCUUAAAAAUACCUCAAAUGUGUCACUACAGUUUGAAGCAGCGUGGACAUUAACCAAUAUUGCAUCUGGAACUUCUCAACAAACAAAAAUUGUUAUAGAUGCUGGUGCAGUGCCAAUUUUUAUAGAGUUGUUGUCGAGUCCCCACCAUGAUGUGCAAGAGCAAGCUGUUUGGGCUCUAGGAAAUAUAGCAGGAGAUUCUCCAACAUGCCGUGAUCACUUGCUUAACUCAGGAAUAUUACAGCCAUUAUUACAUGUGCUUAGCACGACAGAUGGCUUAACAAUGACACGAAAUGCUGUUUGGACACUGUCUAAUUUAUGUAGGGGCAAAAAUCCGCCAGCAGAUUUUACAAAAAUUGUUCAGGGAUUGCCUAUAUUAGCAAGACUACUGAAUCAUAAUGAUCCAGACGUUUUAAGUGAUACAUGUUGGGCAAUUAGUUAUUUGUCCGAUGGACCAAAUGACAAAAUUCAGGCAGUUAUUGACGCUGGUGUUUGUCGGCGUUUAGUUGAGUUACUUAUGCAUCCUCAAAAUAAUGUAGUUACUGCUUGUUUGCGUGCAGUCGGUAAUAUCGUUACUGGAGACGAUGUGCAAACACAGGUUAUACUUAAUUGUAAUGCAUUACCAUGUAUAAGUGUUUUAUUGACAUCUCAAAUGGAAACUAUUAAAAAAGAAGCUUGUUGGACAAUAUCGAAUAUAGCUGCAGGAAAUCGUCAACAGAUUCAGGCAGUUAUUGAUGCAAAUAUAUUUCCUAUAUUAAUGACAAUUAUGCAAACAGCUGAAUUUAAAACAAAAAAAGAAGCAGCAUGGGCUAUUACUAAUGCUACUAGCAGCGGAACAGCAGAACAAAUUCGAUAUUUAGUACACGUUGGUUGCAUACCUCCUAUGUGUGAGUUCCUAACAGUUGUAGACACUGACAUUAUACAAGUAGCUUUAAAUGCUUUGGAAAAUAUUUUAAAGGCAGGCGAAAAGUUUCCAGCUCGGCCUAAUCCAUAUGCUAUGGCUAUUGAAGAAUGUGGAGGUUUGGAUAAAAUCGAGUAUUUACAGUCGCAUGAAAAUCGUGACAUUUACCACAAAUCGUUUUAUAUCAUUGAACAAUACUUUGGAAAUGAGGAAGAGGAUGUUCGCGUAGCACCUUCAGUUGAAAAUAAUCAAUAUACGUUUAGUUCUGAUAUCGAUACUCCUCAAGGUGGUUUUAAUUUCUAGCCUUAUUAACAUAACUUAUUGCUCGAGUUCACUGCUCUGAAUCAACUAAUAUCAAUUUUUUUUAAUAACAGUUUUAACUUGUUUACAAUAGAAUUAUAUCUAUCAUAUAACAGCGGCACACGUUAUACCACUAAAAUAUUAUUUAUUAAAUGCUUCUUAAAGAUUAUUGUUCUUGGUUAUAUGGAUAA
Molecule: messenger RNA, 2051 nt
Organism: Teleopsis dalmanni
Lineage: Eukaryota; Metazoa; Arthropoda; Insecta; Diptera; Diopsidae
Gene: Kap-alpha1
Product: importin subunit alpha-7
Exons: 8
Coding region: 235-1863 (542 amino acids)
Biological process (GO): NLS-bearing protein import into nucleus
Cellular component (GO): cytoplasm; nucleus; nucleoplasm
Molecular function (GO): nuclear import signal receptor activity; protein binding
Source: RefSeq, a predicted model, not a curated record